UUGGUACUCAUUUGGUAACAUGCAGUGACAACAGCAACACAUAUAUCGAGUCUGGCUAUAAGUGUUCACAAUACAACAUUUGUUCUUGAAAAGAAAACGUGAGAUUCCUUAAAAAAAAUCACCAUGGUAAGCAAGUGUUUUCCCGUUCAAGUCUACUUGUUACUCGGUUUGUUUGUGGCGCUCAGUGUCGUCCAAUCUCAGCCAAUCGUAACCGUAGAACAAGGAACACUUAUGGGUACCACCGAGACCUUUGAAGAAUCCGAGUUCAUCGGAGUGAACAAGACCAUCGAUGUGUUCAAGGGCGUACCGUUCGCCGAGCCGCCCACGGGGCCGCUGCGUUUCAAAGCCCCGUCUGCCAAACAGCCGUGGGACGGUACUUACAACGCUACGUACUUCAGAGACGCUUGCGUACAGAGAGAACUUCCAUCGCAACCACUACCAUCCAUGAGUGAAGAUUGUCUACAUCUGAAUAUCUAUGCGCCGAGACCAGCAAUACAAGGGGGCGCUGCAGUAAUGGUCUCGAUCCACGGGGGCGCAUUUGCUUUUGGCUCCGCUAUUGAGUCGGUUUAUCCUGGACAGCCAUUGGUCGCAUUUGGUGACGUCAUAGUAGUGACCAUCAACUACCGACUGGACGUCUUCGGAUUUCUGACAACAGGAGACGAGGCGGCACCAGGUAACAUGGGCCUUCUUGACCAGGUUUUGGCCUUAGAAUGGAUUAAAGAAAACAUCGCCGCCUUUGGCGGUGACAGCGAACGGAUCACAAUCUUCGGCGUGAGCGCUGGGGGAGCUAGCGUCAGUUUACUGGUACUGUCUGAGCAGGCGCAGGGGCUGUUCCAAAAUGCUGUCAUGCAGAGUGGCACGGCAUUUUCUCGAUGGGCGUAUGCUGAUGGGAACAGUGAGCGUCUUCGACAGCAGGCCUUUGAUAGGGGAACGAAACUGGGCUGUAAUGCGCAGGACAGCGUUGCCUUGGUCGACUGUAUGCGAGACAAAGACGCAAUGGCUGUAUUGACUGCAAUUGAACUGGAAUUCUUCACGUCUACCAUUCCGCCAGUGGUAGUAGAUGGCACCUUUCUGGAAGACACGCCUUCCAAUCUGUACUCCACUGGGCGAUAUAACCACGCCCCAAUACUCCUUGGUACUACCAGAGACGAAGCAACAUUUUUCACGUUCAACAACCCGUUAUUCAAUCCAUUAUACAAACCAGAGCCCCCAGUUCUGAACAAGGAAACUUUUGAUCAAGCCCUCUCUGUGGAAUUAGCCAACCUUUAUGUUGGUACGGAGGCCUCUAAUGACCUUCUAGCAGACGCUAUCAAGCAGGAAUACGUUGACUGGUCCCAGGCUGACAACGCAGACGCUGACUACUUACAGUCGUACUUGGACUAUUUCACUGAUUGCCUCUUUGUCAGCGGAACCGACCGAGUGGCGCGCUAUCACGCCCAAACUGGCGAUAACGUAUUCAUGUAUCAAAUGACACGGGCGAACGAGGCCAGUUUCCUCCCGCCAUGGCUGGGGGCCAUGCACGGUGGAGACGCCUGGUACAUGUACGGCUGUCCGUUCUCACGGGAGUGCCAGCCAUCUCCGUCCCAGAGUUCGGACGACAUGGCGCUGUCAGUCAAGUUCAUGGAGUUCUGGACCACUUUUGCCAAGACUGGAAACCCCAGUUUUGACUCAACAUCGGAGUCGGACAUGGGCUUCUGGCCUAGGUUUACCAUCCCGGAACUGGAGUACAAAGAACUAGACUUGAACCUCACGACGAAGAGAGCCCUCAAGAGUCGGGAAUGUCACUUCUGGAACAACUACGUGGUCCAUCUCAGGGCCAUAACGGCUGACAUUGAAACUGCACAGCUUGACUGGAAACAAGCUUUGUACAAUUGGAAGUACACAGACAUGGCGAACUGGAGGGAUGAAUUCGACAAAUAUAAACAGGAACUGAAUUAAAUCGGGAGAUGACUGCUGUCCAUUUCUGAGGGGGGAGGGACCAACUUGCAUCUUAGCUUCAUUUUUUUCCCUCUUUAUUUUUCAAAGGAAAUGAAAAGGGUCAGCACACCUUACAACCGUUAUAAGUAGCCAUACACAUACAAUUGUGGCCAUUUUUUCCUGGCUAAUUGGUCAUAUUGCCACAUCCCCGCUCGCGACACAAAACCUGCCACGCCGAAUUAUGUACAAGUGUGCCAACGGGAGAUGUAAGCAACUUAGAAAAGGGCAGGUCUUCAUCGAAAAUGUAGUUAUUUCAUGGGGCAUUUUUUUCCGCAAUAAUUUGCAUCUCACCUCGAACUCUUGGAUGGGAACCUCCCCCCUGCGUAUUUCUAUCCACAAGU
Messenger RNA from Patiria miniata (bat star), 2318 nucleotides. Its product is annotated as cholinesterase 1-like. Gene Ontology annotation, biological process: choline metabolic process; acetylcholine catabolic process. The coding region runs from base 124 to 1938 and encodes 604 amino acids. The record is from RefSeq and is a predicted model, not a curated record. Lineage: Eukaryota; Metazoa; Echinodermata; Asteroidea; Valvatida; Asterinidae. Gene Ontology annotation, cellular component: plasma membrane. Gene Ontology annotation, molecular function: acetylcholinesterase activity. The transcript has 9 exons.